This is a messenger RNA of Pelagomonas calceolata, 949 nucleotides long. The record is from the annotation of a GenBank genome assembly. Lineage: Eukaryota; Pelagophyceae; Pelagomonadales; Pelagomonadaceae.
AAAAGCUCCGCUGUAGGCCCAUCCCUCGGCCCCAAACAGGCCGUCAGACACGCGCGGGAUCACUGCGUGUCGGCCCGACACGCGCAGGAUCACUGCGUAUCGGACCUAGAUCCGGAGUGGCACACAAGGGGCAGCCCCAUCUACACUGCCCCACGACCUAAAUCAGCCGAGAAAACGCCAUCAUAGACCAUGUCCGACCCGGCCCAACGCAUGCGGGAACUGAGAGAGAUGCAGGAGAAGAUCUGGCGCGAGCGCCAGCAGGCCCAGCUGCGAAACGAGGCCGCGCAGUACCUCGAAGGCCGCAUAGCGCGGGACCCGAUGGCCGGCCCGAACCACCAUUCGCUAGCCCCCAUCCUCCAGGAGCUCGGGGACCACGACGAGGCGCUGCGGCGGCUGCAGUUCGCCGCCAAGGCGAACCCCGAGAAUUUGAAUGUGCGCAACGACUUGGCCUUGGCAAUCUUCAAGCGGGGCCGGGAGCACUGGGCGCGGGCGUUGAAGGAGUUCACCUACAUUUUGCGGGUCGACGCGGACAACUUUCUCGCGCACAAGAAUAUUGCUGCCGUGUACGCGGCGCGGGGCCGCUACGAGAAGGCCCUCGAGCACGCGUUGGAGGCCGUGAAGCUGCGGCCGGACGACGCCGCGGCGCACCGGAAUUUAGCCCAGGUUUAUGAUGUGACCGGCAACUCCCGGGAGGCCGUCGUGCACAACCGGCGGGCCAUCGCGCUCGGGCCCGGGAGGCAUGGGGUGUAUGAAAAAGCGGACGCCGAGGCCUACCGGCGCGUGGCCGUGCAGCGGGCGGGCCGCGGCGAGACGGCGAGCGGCCACGCCCACGAGCACUACGACGCGUACCGCGCGCUCGCGGGGAAGCUGUUCGUGCUCCCCGACUCGGAGCGGACGGUGGAGCUUCUUGUCAAGGCGAAACAGGACCUCUAGUAAGAGUUUGUGUGUG